Messenger RNA from Hypanus sabinus (Atlantic stingray), 4065 nucleotides. RefSeq names its product FERM and PDZ domain containing 4 (gene frmpd4). The transcript has 16 exons. Bases 60 to 3932 code for a protein of 1290 amino acids. Gene Ontology annotation, molecular function: protein binding. NCBI's taxonomy places the organism in Eukaryota, Metazoa, Chordata, Chondrichthyes, Myliobatiformes, Dasyatidae. Gene Ontology annotation, cellular component: cytoskeleton. The record is from RefSeq and is a predicted model, not a curated record.
GCUGGUUGCCUUCUUCGCCCAGCUGGAACUGCUCUCAGGGGUUUCCCUAUGGAUGGGAGAUGGCGACUAAUAAGGACGGCAGAAGUUACUACAUCAACCAUGUGACCCAGUCAACAAGCUUUGAAGACCCUCGACUCGAGGGAAGCCAGGUUGUACAGCCAACUUCUCGGAGGAUCGAGAUGAAGCGGGAUCCAGUGCUGGGCUUUGGGUUUGUUGCGGGCAGUGAGAAGCCAGUUGUUGUGCGGUCUGUGACACCAGGUGGGCCAUCUGAAGGCAAGCUGAUACCGGGAGACCAAAUAAUAAAGAUAAAUGACGAACCUGUCAACACAGCUCCCAGGGAGAGAGUCAUUGACCUUGUAAGGAGCUGCAAGGAAUCAAUCAUCCUGACAGUCGUUCAGCCCUAUCCUUCUCCCAAGUCAGCUUUCAUGAGUGCUGCCAAGAAGGCAAGGUUGAGAUCUAAUCCUGUGAAAGUACGCUUCUCUGAGGAAGUCAUCAUCAAUGGUCAGGUCCCGGAGACUGUCAAAGAUAAUUCCCUCCUAUUCAUGCCGAAUGUUCUGAAAGUUUAUCUUGAGAAUGGGCAAACUAAAUCAUUUCGAUUUGACAAUAGCACAACAAUGAAGGACGUGAUCCUGACACUUCAGGAAAAACUGUCCAUUAAAUGCAUUGAGCAUUUCUCACUGAUGCUGGAACAGCGCAUUGAAGGAGAGCCAAACAAACUUCUUCUACUUCAUGAUCAGGAGACCCUUACUCAGGUAACACAGAGACCAGGAUCCCACAAGAUGAAGUGUCUUUUCCGGAUCAGCUUUGUCCCGAAGGAUCCUAUUGAUUUGCUACGGAGAGAUGCAGUUGCUUUUGAGUAUUUGUAUGUUCAGAGCUGCAAUGACGUGGUGCAGGAGAGGUUUGGGCCUGAGCUGAAGUAUGAUGUGGCUCUCCGACUCGCUGCUUUGCAGAUGUACAUCUUGACUGUCAGCACCAAGCAAUCCCAGAAAGUCUCUCUCAAAUACAUCGAGAAAGAAUGGGGCCUUGACACUUUCCUCCCUCCCAUGGUUUUACAAAGUAUGAAAGAGAAGAACGUUAAGAAAGCACUUACCCACAUACUGAAAGCAAACCAAAAUCUUGUUCCUCCUGGCAAAAAGCUCUCUGCAUUACAAGCCAAGGUGCACUACUUAAAGUUUCUCAGUGACCUGCGAUUGUAUGGAGGCAGAGUUUUUAAAGCUAUGCUGAUGCAAGGGGAGAAGCACUCUGAAGUCACAUUAUUAGUCGGGCCAAGGUAUGGAAUAAGCCAUGUGAUUAAUGCAAAAACACACCUGGUGGCCCUGCUGGCUGACUUCAGCCACGUGAAUAAGAUCGAGAUGUUCUCGGAAGAGGAAAACAAUGUGAGAGUUGAACUGAAUGUGCUGGAUGUCAAGCCCAUUAUAUUAUUAAUGGAGUCAACGGAUGCAAUGAACCUUGCCUGUUUGACAGCUGGGUAUUACAGGCUGUUGGUGGACUCUCGUCGCUCCAUAUUUAACAUGGCUCAUGGAAAAUGCAUUGCAAAUAAUGAAGCAGGCUCGGAGUACAAGACUAAACAUGACAUGCACAAUGUAGAAUGGAACUAUUUACCGAAGAGUUCAUGCUAUAACAGGCCUAAGAAAGAAGAUGGUCAAUCAUCGUCUAUGAGAGAAACAAAGCAUGAAAAUGUAGAUUUCUCAGAUAGUCCAAUUUACCAUGAAGAUUCAAGGGGGAUUUUAAUAAGUGAAAUCACAGAUGUUAAUGAUCAUAGGCAUCUAGGUGCUGAAUACAUGGACGCUGUGGAAGCUGAAAACAAAAACUUCAACAGGAUGCCUCGUUCUGGGAAAGAGUCUACCAAAACGGUACAGGAAACUCCAAGAGGAGCUAAGGUAUCCUUUGUCUUUGAGGACCACAAUGUUGCUAUCUUUAACCCAAGAAACCUUGGUUAUGAAAGAUUGUUGGAUGAUAGUCCCAGCAAUUUGGACCAACAAAUGUACUUGAACAACGCAAGCGACAUUAAAUGCCAAGACUUCUCAUUCCCAGGGAUUGAUGUAGAUAACAUUGAUUCAAAUGCUGUGUAUGCAAACAUCAAUGAUAGCAGAAUGUUUGCAAAUGCAGAAAGCAUUGAAGAACCAUUGUUACAUGACAUCUGCUACUCAGAGACCACAGAUGAUGCUGAGGAUGAAGAUGAAGCCAGCUGUGAGGAGGAUAUCCCUCUUGGUGAGGUGGACAAAAUGGACAUCCUGAAUAUUUCUGGAUCGAGUGAUGACAUAAUUGACUUAACUUCACUUCCUCCCCCUGGGGGUGAUGAUGACGAUGAAGAUGACUUUCUGCUGCAUUCUCUGAAUGUAGCAAUAGCUGCCCCUCCUCCUGGCUUCAGAGACAACAGCUCGGAUGAAGAAGAUAGCCAGCAUCAGCCGGCACAAAGCUCAGGAAAUGAUAGCCAAAGCAAAUGUUCCACAAGUGAUGACAUCCCUGUGUCACUCAUAGAUGCCAUUCCUACGCAGGCUGAAGAGCAGAGUGGUGAGCAGGCACUGGAUGACGCUGUGGUUUCAACCUUGCAAGCCCUGGAGGAGCUGGCAGCUUCCGAGGAGCAGUCUGUUCAGCAAACGGAUGACAGCUCAGGUGUAGUGAUAUUAAGAGCUUAUAGUCCUGAGUCGUCAUCGGAUUCUGGCAAUGAAACAAACUCCUCUGAAAUGACUGAAAGCUCUGAGGUAGCCUCAGCGCAGAAGCACUCUGAGGGUUCCAUGCACAUGCUUGUGGCCACCAGCGAAGGCUAUCAACAACUUCAAGAAGAGCAAACUGAGUUCCCGAUUUCUCAGAGCGAGAACGUAGGGCCCACUUCCAAAGUGAUUCCAAAAGUCACGCAUUGCUUGAGCACUCAGCGAGGAACCAGUGCAAAGUCCAAAGCUGUGCCUUCGAAGCAAAUUCUUCCUUCCGAGGAAAUUGAAAUGGAGCCGGAAACAAUGGAGACAAAAUCUGUCACGGACUACUUCAGCAAGCUGCAGGUGGGGUCUCUGAUGUAUUCAUGUUCAAGUAAGCAAAAGUGCAAGGUGGGUGAUACUAGCAUCAAGAUAGCAGUUGAUGGUAGUGUAUCAAUGAAAAGGCAACAUGCAAACAAAAAGAUGGAAGUGGGUGAUGACUUGUCAACUAACAGCAAGUACAACACACUGGUCGGAAAGAAUAGCCAACGCACAACCACCUAUGACUUAGAGAGCACUACUUUCCGAAAAGAGACACAAAGGUGGUUUCAAGUGUCAGGAGAAAAAAUGAAUGAUAAGCACAUCCCAGGGUUAAUUAAUGGUAAAAACUUUCACAAAGCUUGCCUAGUUUCUAGAACUGAACUUGAUGAGAAAGAAACUGAUGCUGAAAUGGAUGACCGGUGCUCCCUGGCCAGCACUUCAGGGCUUGGACGUGAUGAGAGCUUUCUUUCUGAUACUACCUACGGGUCUUCCGCCAAGCACCUGACUGAUUCAGAUGAUACUGAGCUUUUCCCUGAUGAUCACUCUUCAGAGCUUCCCGAAGCUGAGCAGAGUGUGACUCGACUUUGUGAAUAUCAUAUGACAAAAAGAAUGUCUUCUUUACAAAGUGAGGGCCAUUAUUCUCUGCAGAGCUCCCAGUGUUCUUCAGUAGAUGCACCCUGCAGUACGAGCAGUAGCACAUGCGCCACUCCAGUGGACUCUCCCCAUUGUACCACUGAAAUUAAACACAUUCUAUCAGAGUCUUCUCUAAAGAGUCUUGGUUACAUUUCAGAAGAUCAGCGAACACUUUUGCUUCAAAGUCAUGGAACGUCCUAUAAAGAUCUGCAUCCCCAAGCUGAAGCCGUGUGUCACAGAAGAACAACCCAUAACACGCAUGCACCUUCAAAUGCUGAACCUAUAUUUGGUACCAUACGUGACGGGUGCCACCGAGUACCCAAGAUUAAAGAAACCACAGUGUAGCUUGCACAGAGCCUGAGCAAGGAGGAAGAGGAGGUGCAACUUCAGCUUUCAGUAAUCAGUUCAAAGGCGACAACAUUCCCCUGCCAUCAAACACUUGCAAUGACACAAAGGUGCCAACUACCUGCCAAGAGUC